This is a messenger RNA of Gryllus bimaculatus (two-spotted cricket), 468 nucleotides long. NCBI's taxonomy places the organism in Eukaryota, Metazoa, Arthropoda, Insecta, Orthoptera, Gryllidae. The record is from the annotation of a GenBank genome assembly.
CACCCGAACGUGCGCGCGUUCAUCUCGCACGCGGGCAUGCUGAGCUCGCACGAGUCCACGUGGCGCGGGGUGCCCAUCGUGGCCAUCCCGUUCAUCGUGGACCAGUACCUCAACGCCGCGCGCCUGCAGGGGCUGGGCGUGGCGGAGAAGCUGGACUACGCGGCGCUCAGCAAGGAGAGCGUGCUGGCCGCGCUCACUAAAAUGCUCGGGGAUCCCAGGCAGAUACGAGGAGUACAGAGGCCGCGCCCGCCGCUGGAGACGGCCGUCUUCUGGGUGGAGCACGUGCUGCGCCACCGCGGCGCCCCGCGCAUGCGCGCGCCCACCGCCGACAUCCCGUGGUACGAGCUGAUGCUGCUAGAUGUCGCCGCCUUCGUGCUGCUGGUCGUCGCAGCGCUCGUUGCGGUGACAGUCGUCUGCGCUAGGGGCGUCAGGAGGAAAAUCGGUGGCGGCAAGAAGAAGACGGAGUGA